GCUCCAGUAAUUCAUGGCAGAUUUCUAACACGCGCUUUCUUCACUUGGGUUCUACAAGCAGCAUUGUUGAGCUCCAUGCAGUUUACACACUACACACCAGGACGCCUCCCACCCAAUAGGGCCGCGUCCAGUCCUGCCACCUUGCAGAUAUUCUCCAUCAAGCUCCCCGAAGUAGCUGGUGACCUCCAUUGGCCGUUGUCUGUGUAUGGUAAAGUUGUCGUCCGAGAUGUCGUGGAUCGCAACCGCAACUUUAUCUUCUCCCGUCGUAGGGAAAAUUCUCAAGAGUUGACACAAGAUGAUCCUUUUCUGCGCUUGAUUGGUCCGUCUCGUGCUGUCGUAUAUACAGACAGGGUCACCUUUGAAAUCCAGCUAUACGUAAAAGGUACAACAAAGUCUCAAGAUAAGCCAUUGAUCACUCAAGCGCGUGAUUACCACGAACUAUUCGGUGAUGCAUCUACCGUGUGCUUUAAGAAUUGUUUCUGCACGAUAGAGUUACGCGUGCAGGUUGUUGAAAGAACGACCCAGGCCACAAUCUUGGGCGUCCAGGCUGAUAUAUCCGCUGGUAAGCCAUAUCCUUUUGAAUAUGGUGCCCGGGUUAUUUGUUCCCCACUACCAGGGAAAUCGAAGUACCCUGAAAUUGUGAUGGUUGAUUCAAAAGAUGGAGCAAUGCUGAAAGGUUCCGAUGGUUACCUACAUCUGCCAAGGGAUGUUGUUUCUGUAGACUAUGAAGGAAGGUUGGAUGUUGAGAUACAAGCCUACUCCAAAUCUGGUAAAAUUGUUGCAAAGAAGCAUGUCAGUUUCCUGCCCAGAUUAAGCAAAAUAAGCCGGGGAUGUUGUACCAUUCGUGGCGUUGAGGUGGUGAUUACCGUUGCUUGGUCGCGUGUCGCUGAGGACAAGCUUGAGGUUAUGGCAUUUGGAUCUUUGGUUCAAGAUCGUUGCUCCUGAUAUCCAUGUGGGUUACUGGAGUUUGCUAGUAGUAUUUUUAUAUCAGUUAGCUAGGUAAUUUGUCCAACUG
Molecule: messenger RNA, 1015 nt
Organism: Lolium perenne
Lineage: Eukaryota; Viridiplantae; Streptophyta; Magnoliopsida; Poales; Poaceae
Source: RefSeq, a predicted model, not a curated record